UAUAAGACAAGCAAAUGAUGUUAAGGAAAAUCCUGGCCCUACGAUAUUUGAUAUCAUUGACCCAUUGAUAACAGCGUCUGCAGACUUCAGUCAAGGAAAUGAAGCACUCUUUGGUGAAAAUGCUGGUAAAGUAGUUUACCACGCACUGCGGACCUAUUCCAACACGCAGAGUGCGCGCUUGAUGGUCAUGAUUUCUGGCAUAUAUCGAAAUCUGCCAAUUACAAAGCUACACCAAACUUACUUGGCCAAUCAGAAAACAGUAUUUUCGAUCCUCCAAAUGAGUAUAAAAACGACGAACACUCCAGUUUAGUUAACUCAAUCAGAUCAGGAUGUCAACAAGCAGGCCUGCGAGGGUUACGAAGCAGAAAACGGCGAAACAGUCCCGAACAACUGUCAACCCGGUGGGCCAUCCAAGCGUCUUUAGCGCAGGAGACAAACUGUCAGAUAACUUAAAUCCAUCUUCCUUGUUCGCCCAAGAUACAAGUAGAACCACCGGUGGUAUAGAACAGCCAAGCGCCUUAGAUUUCAACUUAUCCUCGUCCUCGGCUAGUGAUGCGAGUCACACCAGUGGUAGCAAAGACCAUCCAAGUGCUUUGGAAUUAUCACUGUCUUCGAUGGACGACUCCAGCUCCAUGGAAAAAGAAGUCGGGCAGACAAGUUGCAUUUCACAGCAGCAACAGUGUUCCAAAAAGGAGAGCGAACCGUCCAAAGCCACCGACGAUGUUGUUAUUGCCUACGUUCAUCAGUUAUCGCCAUCAAAACGGAAUAAGAAAGAUACUCUCUACUAUUCUACUCUGUUGUUGCAAACCAGCGAAAAUGGAUGUCAAGAUGCGUUGCUUUAUUCCAAGCAGAAACAUAAACUUCUAAGCGACAGUCAAAAGUCUCACACUCCGGUGAAAAUUCAGCGAUUCACGCAUACAAGUGAUGGCAAGAAACUUAUCAUCAAUGACAUAACAAAGAUUUCUGUUCCCGAUCAAACCGAGUAUUCCUUCCAGUACUCCGUGGACACAGUGGCUACAUCACCAAUCCUUUCAGUUGCACAAAUUUUGAAUUCUUCUAGUGACUGGGUUAAAGUAAUGCACUAG
This is a messenger RNA of Pocillopora verrucosa, 1085 nucleotides long. Lineage: Eukaryota; Metazoa; Cnidaria; Anthozoa; Scleractinia; Pocilloporidae. The record is from RefSeq and is a predicted model, not a curated record.